This is a messenger RNA of Triticum aestivum (bread wheat), 838 nucleotides long. RefSeq names its product putative cyclin-dependent kinase F-2. Lineage: Eukaryota; Viridiplantae; Streptophyta; Magnoliopsida; Poales; Poaceae. The record is from RefSeq and is a predicted model, not a curated record. The transcript has a single exon. The coding region runs from base 334 to 822 and encodes 162 amino acids. Gene Ontology annotation, molecular function: ATP binding; protein serine/threonine kinase activity. Gene Ontology annotation, cellular component: nucleus. Gene Ontology annotation, biological process: protein phosphorylation; regulation of mitotic cell cycle.
UGGAGAUGCUCUUACCUCCGCGAGGGCACCUACAGCGUCGUCUACAAGGGCCGUCACCGCGCCACAGGUCAAACAGUCGCGAUCAAGUUCCUCGGCUCGUCGCCGGACCGCGCCGACGAGCCCGCCGACCCGCGCGAACUGCUGAGGGAGGCCCGCUUCCUCGAGGCGUGCAGCGGCAACCCUCACGUCGUCGGCUUCCACUGCACCGUGCGGGAUCCCGACACCGGCGAAGCCGGCCUCGUCAUUUGUUCGUCGGGCAGAGCCUCAGCCGCUUCCUGCACGAGAAACGCGGCGCGCCGCUCCCGGAGGCCACCGACCACCGUGCACGCCUUCAUGCGGCAGCUCCUAACGGGCGCCAAGGGGAUGCAGGAGUCCCGCAUUGUCCACCGCGACAUCAAGCCCGGCAACGUCCUUGUCCUGGAAGGCGGGGAAGUCCUGAAGAUCUGCGACUUCGGACUGGCCAUGUCGGAAACCGAGCAGCCGCCGCGCAAGCAGGCCGGCACGAAGCUGUACCGCACGCCGGAGAUGCUCAUGGGGAAGCCGGACUACGACGCGCUCACGGACGCGUGGUCGCUGGUCGCUUCAUGGCGGAGCUCGUCAGCGGCGACAUACUGCUGCGGCGCGUGCCACUGCCCCGAGGAGUUCGCCUAUCUCUGGACUAUCUUCGGGGUGCUGGGAACGCCGAACGACGCAACAUGGCCGGGGUUCACCUCCCUGCCGUUCGCUUCCACGAUGCCGCCGCUGAAACUGGAGCAGCGCAGCCGGCUGCGCAAGCUGAUCCCGGAGGACAGAUGCUGUCCGGGGAAGGAUAUGAGGUCAUGAAGGGCCUUCUCGCAUG